Messenger RNA from Penicillium odoratum, 2331 nucleotides. RefSeq names its product ubiquitin-specific protease UBP14. The transcript is spliced from 6 exons. NCBI's taxonomy places the organism in Eukaryota, Fungi, Ascomycota, Eurotiomycetes, Eurotiales, Aspergillaceae. The record is from RefSeq and is a predicted model, not a curated record. The coding region runs from base 1 to 2331 and encodes 776 amino acids. Gene Ontology annotation, molecular function: zinc ion binding; cysteine-type deubiquitinase activity; protein binding. Gene Ontology annotation, biological process: protein deubiquitination.
AUGGCCUGUGUUCACUCAGGUGCUUCAGACCUCCAACCACCCGGAACCUCUCAGGCUGUGUACAGGGAGGAUUGCACGCAAUGUUUUGAUUCCAUUGACAACGACUCGGGACUGAAUGUAUGCCUCCACUGUUUUAAUGGUGGAUGUACCGGUGACAGGGAUCAUGCACUGCUGCACCAUCAACGUUUUGGACAUUCAUUGGCCUUGAACAUUCGCAGAACCCCAAAACGAGUUCAGAGAGAUGAGCCCCCGCCGAAGAUUUCAAAGCUUGCGAUCACCGCCGAAACAGACGAUGACCGAUAUGACAUUGUCACAUCGGUGGUAUGCUAUUCAUGUGGGAGGCACGAUGUCGAUAAAACAAUUGGGAAUCUGCCUGCUGUGAUCAACGGAAUCAUGACCGCGAUGACUUUUUCAAAACGAGAGGAGGUAAAAGCAUGGGAGCAGGAGUUUGUCCCUUGUGAACACACACUAUGUCUUACUCAGCAAGAGACAGAGAAUGCGGCAUCUAAAGAUUCUAGCAAAUGUUCUACAUGCGACUUGAAGGAGAAUCUAUGGAUUUGUUUAGAAUGUGGAAACAUAGGAUGUGGACGAAGUCAGUUUGGGGGUACACAAGGGAAUUCCCACGCCCUCGUCCACGCGGACGCUUCGACUCAUGCAGUGGCAGUCAAACUCGGUUCCAUCACUGCGGAGGGCUCCGCAGAUGUCUACUGUUAUGCAUGUAACGAAGAACGGACAGACCCAGAACUUGCAAAUCACCUCGCGCAUUGGGGAAUCUUUUUAGCCGGACGUGAAAAAACGGAGAAAAGCCUGAUGGAGAUGCAAGUUGAGCAGAACCUCCAAUGGGAGUUUUCUAUGACCACCGAGGAUGGCCGUGAACUGACCCCAAUCUUCGGUCCUGGCUUCACUGGCCUUGCUAACCUGGGAAACAGCUGUUACCUCUCCAGCAUCAUGCAAUGCAUCUUCUCUACAGCUGGUUUCCAAUCUCGUUAUUAUUGCCCAGCUGAGGAGCCACCAUUGUCCCAGGCCCCCGCGCAGGACCUUGAGACUCAAUUGAGGAAGCUGGCAGAUGGACUACUCUCGGGUCGUUACUCUCAAUCAGGUUCACGUCUUUCUCCGACUCGGAAUACACAAGAGGUUGCUCAUCAAAAGGGAUUGGCUCCGGCCAUGUUCAAAUAUCUGAUUGGCCAAGGUCAUGAAGAAUUUGCAACCAUGAGACAGCAGGAUGCAUUUGAAUUUCUUUUACACGUGUUCAAAUGUGUGAGUCUUUCAAAUCAUUCUAAUUUGCAACCCAAUCCGGUCAAGAACUUCCGAUUCGAGGUGGAACAACGCCUUCAGUGCUUGGGUUGUAAGAAAGUCCGUUACAAGGUGGAUGAGCAAGACAACAUAUCUAUUGCUGUGCCUGGGCGUCGCAUCUCGGAUGAAACAGAUGGAUUCGAGGCUGUGACCCUAUCAGAGUGCUUAGACACGUUCACUGCAGAGGAAGUCGUUGAGCUGAGCUGUCCUUCCUGUAACAGCCGUGACGGUUUCUCCAAACGGUCGUCCUUCAAGACUCUACCGCAGGAAUUGGCAAUCAAUGCUCGUCGCUUUGGGCUUGUCAACUGGGUCCCUACAAAAUUGGAUAUUCCAGUGAUUGUUGAUGACGGACCCAUCGAUUUUGGGUCUUACUUGGCUGGUGAGCAUGAUGCGAAUGAGGAGAUCCUACCAGAGACUGAGGAAGCUGUUGCUUUUGAGCCAAAUUCCGUUGCCUUGGAUCAGCUGCUGGGCAUGGGUUUCCCGACUGUGAGGUGUGAAAAGGCUCUUCAUGCGACAGGAAAUUCUGACCCCGAAGCCGCCAUGAACUGGCUGUUUUCUCAUAUGGAAGACCCGGAUAUCGAUGAACCCCUCAUCUUGAAGAAAUCUCCAGGUGGGUUGAGAGAUACGAAGCAGGAUGAGGCAAAGAUCGCACAGUUGGGGGAUAUGGGUAUCGAGGCUGCCCGAGCUCGUCGGGCCUUGUCUGCCACUGAUGGUGAUGUCAAUCGAGCUCUGGACUGGGUAUUUAGCCACCCUGAUGAGGGCUUAGAUGAUGAUGAUCAGGACGACGAUAAUGAUAUGCAAGCUCAACAAGGUUCAGCUGGGUACGAUAGCUUGCCCGCUCAGUACCAGCUACAAUCCAUUGUAUGUCACAAAGGCACAUCGGUUCAUGCAGGUCACUAUGUGGCUGUCAUUCGCAAAGUUUUACCAGGACAAUCUGGUCUUUCUUGGGUUAUGUUCAAUGAUGAAAAGGUUGUGAGGUGUGAGGACAUUGAUCAGAUGAAGAAAACCGCCUAUAUGUACUUCUUUACGCGGCUCUAG